This is a messenger RNA of Trichoplusia ni (cabbage looper), 1156 nucleotides long. RefSeq names its product lambda-crystallin homolog (gene Had1). Gene Ontology annotation, biological process: fatty acid metabolic process. The coding region runs from base 68 to 1036 and encodes 322 amino acids. Gene Ontology annotation, molecular function: oxidoreductase activity, acting on the CH-OH group of donors, NAD or NADP as acceptor; NAD+ binding. The transcript is spliced from 6 exons. NCBI's taxonomy places the organism in Eukaryota, Metazoa, Arthropoda, Insecta, Lepidoptera, Noctuidae. The record is from RefSeq and is a predicted model, not a curated record.
GCAUUGAACGUCGCGUGUCUGUGUCAUUCACCAGUCGCGUAUCGUGUUGCAAGGAACUCACAGCGCCAUGGCCUCCGUAAAAACAGAAAAAGUCGGCAUUGUCGGCAGUGGCCUUAUUGGUCGUUCGUGGGCUAUGCUCUUCGCGUCCGUUGGAUACCAAGUGACAGUAUUCGACAUUGUCCCGAAGCAAGUCAGUGAUGCUCUUGACGACAUCAAAGUUCAGCUCAAGACUCUGGAAAGAGACGGUUUGCUGCGCGGCAAACUGAAUGCUGACCAACAGUACAAGUGCAUCAAGGGAACUACAGAUUUGGCAACAGCCGUUAAAGGCGCUGUAUUCGUACAAGAAUGUGUACCUGAAAGCCUUGAGUUGAAAAAGAAGGUUUACUCCGACUUGGAUAAAGUAGUUGAUGACGUCACUAUUUUGUCGAGUUCCACCAGCACCACUCUUCCCUCACUGUUCUCUGAACAUAUGAAACAUAAGGCACAGGUUAUUGUAUCCCACCCAGUUAACCCACCGUACUACGUGCCCCUUGUUGAGAUAGUCCCUGCUCCCUGGACCAGGAAAGAUGUCGCUACGAAGACAAGGGAGAUCAUGUUGGAAAUUGGACAAGAACCUGUCUCCCUCAGCCGUGAGAUUGAUGGAUUCGUACUAAACCGUAUUCAGUACGCAAUCCUGAACGAAGUAUGGCGCCUUGUGGACAGCAAAGUCGUGAAUGUUGAAGACAUAGAUAAGGUCAUAUCCGAAGGCCUCGGAAUGAGAUACGCUUUCCUUGGAUCGCUGGAAACUGCGCACUUGAACGCAGAAGGGAUGAAGAAUUAUAUCGAACGAUAUGGCGAAACUAUUUACAACGUCAGCAACACUAUGGGCGACAUCCCACGAAUGACGACGAGCACAAGUGCUGGAACCAUUUGUGAACAACUGAACCAUAUGGUUCCUUUGGACAAAUUGCAGGAGCGACGGGCCUGGCGUGAUGCUUGCCUUACUCGUCUUGCAAUUCUUAAGAAGGAAAUGAACGAGAAAAAGAAUAAGUACUAACCAACCUAAAUACAAAUGUGCCCAUUCAAAUAUAGGCAACGGAUAAAUUUUAUUCCUACAAAAUAUGACUGUUUUAUUGCUAACUUAUUACCUACGCACAAAUAUAUUUUUAAAUAAAGA